This is a messenger RNA of Cooperia oncophora, 177 nucleotides long. The record is from the annotation of a GenBank genome assembly. Lineage: Eukaryota; Metazoa; Nematoda; Chromadorea; Rhabditida; Trichostrongylidae.
AUGCAGUAUCGCGGCGCGCUAACAUCUGAGAGUUUUCGACAAGCGACCGAGUUCUAUAGUGAAAACCCUUAUGGUGCAACACCACAUCCAUUUCCUCCCGGUUCGCCGGUAAUAGUGAAGCCUCGCUCGACGAGUCGUGACAAAGACAAGCAACGGCGGAAGAGUCUGGGCGGGUAA